CGCGGAUGACCGGGAGUGAGUAUUUUCUGCAAGUUUGUUGUUGAUCUGCUGUGUACAAAGGAUGGAUUCAGAGUUAAUCAAUUGAUACAACAAUGCUUUGUGCUGGUCGCUUUUUGCAGAGACAAAAGACGCUUCAAUGCAGGCGGUUCAAAUCAGAUGUGAAGUUCUUGAACUUUAUUCGAUUGCAGGACCGUUCUUCCAAGAUGGGAUCAGGAACGUCCAUUCGAAUGCGAAACUCCGGCUUGGAAAUACUAGCGGGUUGGCCAAAUUUUACCAAAGAUGUCUUGCUGUACCUACAACCCCAUCUUGUCUAUGAUGGAUCAAACACGUUGUGGGUGCGUGAUUGGCUCGAUGUCAUCGUUGUCCACUGGAUCUCGGCACGCUAGAUGUGGCUCUUUUUGGCCACUCACAGUUUCCGGCUGCGACAUCUCUACUAUUGCGAUGCAUCCACGAUCAGCACUGGGCUCUCCCACACCAUCCGCUGCGAGUCGCCUCUCAGACAGCAGCCGUUCAGAUGGCAGUCGUAAAUUCUCGCGGAACGGAAGUGUAUCAUCAGAAUUCGAAAUCGAGCGACCACUCAAAAUGAAUACAUCAUCUCCAAAGCGACCAGGCGUUCGUCGUCGUCAGUCUGAAUAUGGCGCUGAAAGUGCUCUUCGUGCGAGCGUGUCUCGUUUACUCACCGCCAAAGCGCGUCCAUUCACUGUCACCGGUCACAUCCCAAUGGACCCGGCGUCCUUGGUACUAUUCUUCCGCUCCAAGAGUGGCAUCACGCACUCGCUUGAUUUCCCCAUCAACAUUGAUUACGACACACCUCCGGCUCUCGAAGUGCUACUUGCAGCAUGUAAACCCCACCCGACACCUGGAUUUGAUGUAUACCCUGAUCGUGAGACCCUCUUCUACCCCGCAAAUCUUCCCUUGACCGCCACUCUCGAAAUGGCCAACCAUCCCAUCCUCGAUGCGGUACGCAACGCACUGUUCCCAGCAUUACCUAUGGGACAUUACCUCACCGCCCUGAGAGAUAAGCUGGAGGUGAUGGUAACUGGAGCGCGUAUGGCGCCCCAGCCUCGUACAUUACGCAACGAUGGUAGAGUCGCUACAAUAUGCGUCACUCUACCCGUCCACCAUCGCGGGGGAAACAUGAUUGUCCGAGAUGCAGAAGGGACAGAAGAGAAGUUCUUCGGAGGUGGAGGCAAACCUUCGGAGGUCCACUGGACCGCAUUCCUUGGGGAAUGCGAAUACGAAGUCGAGACCAUCCAGCAAGGAUGCAGAAUGAGCUUCACGUACGCGGUGCAUCUGAAGACAUACGGCGCAGCAGUCGAUCCUCUGAUCACACCGAGUGAAUACUUCCUUGAUCUUCUUUCCCCAGUCCUCAGCCUGUCUCGCGGACGAAAAGUAGCAUUCUAUUUGACGCAGGAUUACGGCGUUAACCCUUCGGAGGGCCUAGCCGAGUCAUUAGUACCUCAUCUUAAGGGCAGCGAUUCACUAUUAUACCAUGCCCUGAAGGUGUACAAACUUGCACCGGAACUGCAUUGGGCAGCAGGCGGAUACGUCUGGCCCAUCGAUCGGACCGUAGAAUGCGGAAACGAUGUUCUGGAUUCGCCAACAAGCUUGUCAUCGAUGGGCUUUCCCAGCGCUUUUGGAUCACCUGCUCGUUCAGCAAAAUCCAUCCGCGGCCCGAUGAGUUACUACGGAGGUCCAGAAGAAGAUGACGUGGAGAUAACGAAAAUCGAAGCUCACAACCUGAGGAUGAGGGUUGAGGAGAGCGGUGCAAUCCCUCUUUCUGAAGCGGAAAUUUUCAUCCUUUCUGAUUGGGUUCCCGGUCCGCUUGCGAAGGAAAGGGUAUACUUUGUAUCGAACGGAGAACUGGAGAAGCUGAUUGUUAAUGUUCUCCUCGUUAUUUAUGUUCCUUGAGACUUGAUCGGAGGGUACGAAGGACGUAAUCUGCUAAUCAUGCUAAUCAUCUAAUAAUUGGCUGCUGGAACGGCCGCGAUGGAACUCAGCCCGAACACUUACUAGUAUUUGUACUUGUAUUAUUUACUGCCUGCAAGUAAUGACAUAUCUGAUGAACAUGUACAAA
Molecule: messenger RNA, 2077 nt
Organism: Suillus subalutaceus
Lineage: Eukaryota; Fungi; Basidiomycota; Agaricomycetes; Boletales; Suillaceae
Exons: 6
Coding region: 280-1911 (543 amino acids)
Source: RefSeq, a predicted model, not a curated record